Molecule: messenger RNA, 4300 nt
Organism: Nerophis lumbriciformis (worm pipefish)
Lineage: Eukaryota; Metazoa; Chordata; Actinopteri; Syngnathiformes; Syngnathidae
Gene: lyn
Product: LYN proto-oncogene, Src family tyrosine kinase
Biological process (GO): protein phosphorylation
Molecular function (GO): protein binding; protein tyrosine kinase activity; ATP binding
Source: RefSeq, a predicted model, not a curated record
AGUGCAGUUCUAAACCUGAAAACAGGGUUUUCCAGAGUCGACCACAUUAGAAUAGGUGUGUAAACCCUCUAAGACCUUAUUAUGCAAAUGUGGAGCACAGUUGGACCAGGAAGUUUUCCAUCAGGAAGAAAAAUACCCGACCAGUGUUUGGCGAGUUCCUCAUUCCCGGCCGCCGUUAAGUGUGAAACCCUCAAACCGACACCUGGAGAGACACCAUGGGCUCCAUCAAGUCCAGAUUGAGCAGAAAGACCGUUAAGGAGAAGACGUAUGUGUCUGCAGGACGACCCCCAGGUGCCUGGUGUGGUGUUCCAGGAUGAUGAGCAAAUCGAGCGGGUGAAAGUGGUGGUGGGCAUCUACCCGUACCAGGGGGUGCACCCUGACGACCUCACCUUCCAUAAGGGAGAGAAGAUGGCGGUCCUGGAGGAGAACGGCGAGUGGUGGAAGGCAAAACUGCUGACCUCGGACAAAGAGGGCUUCAUCCCGUCCAAUUAUGUCGCCCAGGCUGACACCAUGGAAACUGAGCUGUGGUUCUUCAAGGGCAUGACAGGGAAGGAUGCAGAAAGACAUCUGCUGACAUCUGCCAACAAAGCUGGAGACUUUAUCAUCAGGGACAGUGAAACUUCCAAAGGGAACUACGCCUUGUCCAUCCGGGACUUGGAUGUGGGCGGGACCGAGUCGGUCAAACACUACAGGAUCCGGGUGUUGGACCACGGCGGCUUCUACAUCUCUCCCAAGAUCUCCUUCCCCGACAUCAACAGCUUGAUCAAACACUACCAGCACAAAGCAGGUGGCCUGUGCAGGAAACUGGAGCGUCCAUGUGCUAAGCCUGAAGCCCAGAGGCCGUGGGACAAAGACGCCUGGGAGAUUCCCAAAGAGUCCAUCACCAUGGUGAAGAGGCUGGGAGCAGGGCAGUUUGGAGACGUCUGGAUGGCGUACUACAACAACACCACCAAGGUGGCGGUGAAGACGCUGAAGCCGGGCACCAUGACGGUUGAGGCCUUCCUGGCGGAGGCCAACGUGAUGAAGACCCUGCAACACCACAGACUGGUACGUCUCUACGCCGUGGUGACCAGGACCCAGCCCAUCUACAUCAUCACCCAGUUCAUGGCCAACGGCAGCCUGCUGGACUUCCUGAAGACCAAAGCAGGCUGCAGGCUGACACUGCCCAGGCUGAUUGACUUCUCUGCACAGGUGUCAGAGGGUAUGGCCUACAUAGAGAAGAAGAACUACAUCCACAGAGACCUGAGAGCAGCCAACGUCCUGGUCUCUGAGAACCUGCUCUGUAAAAUAGCUGACUUUGGCCUGGCGAGAAUCAUCAGUGACAACGAGUACAUUGCCAGGGAGGGAGCCAAGUUCCCCAUCAAGUGGACGGCCCCCGAGGCCAUCAGCUACAGCUGCUUCACCAUCAAGUCUGACGUGUGGUCCUUUGGAGUUCUGCUCUACGAGAUCAUUACCUUCGGUCAAAUGCCAUACCCAGGCAUGACCAAGGCGGAGGUGAUGUCCUCGCUGCAGCGCGGCUACAGGAUGCCCCGCCCCGGCGAAUGUCCGCCCGAACUCUACGCCAUCAUGGAGUCCUGCUGGAGGAGCGAGCCGGAGACUAGGCCCACCUUCGACUACAUGCAGAGCGUGCUGGACGACUUCUACACGUCCACCGAGGGACAGUACCAGCAGCAACCAUGCGGCUGAGGGCGCCACCACGUACGCCCGCUGACACACCACAUGCGGCGGUUUACCUGACACACGACACGUGACGAAUUGUGGGCGUGCACUAUCCAGAAUAGGAUCAAUGAUCCGGAAACAUUAAGUUUAAGAGAAAAUAUUAUCAAACUUUAUGAAUGUGGGUAAUAAUGUUACUAAUAUUUGACUGGUUAGUAGUACUACUUCAUAUUGAAGUAUUUAUACCCACCGUGUAAUGACCUCUGUGUAGAGGUCACGGCAAGCCGUCACGAGCAAACAAAAAGUGACAAGCAUGAAGAUGUUUGUUUACGUUUGUCAGGUAUGGAGUGUAAUUAGUGCCAAAAAAAAAUUAUUUUCUUCAAGUAGAAAAAAUAAAAUGAGCAAAUAUAAAUACAACAUUCUGCCAGUAAAGACUUGAUUACCAUGUAAAACCUUUUCUUUUAUUAAAAAAACGGUUUGCAUGUAUAAAACCUUUUUUUUUUUUUACUUAAAAGAGUAAUUUGCAAGUAUAAAAGCUAUUUUUUGCAAAUACAUUUUUUUUCCCAUUUAAAACAAAAAAAAUUUUCAUUUAAAAAAACUGUUGGCGAGUAUAAAAACAUUUUUUUCCAAAUAAAUAAAACGAUUCGCAAAUAUAAAAACUAUUUUCUCCAAUUACAAAAGAUUCGCAAGUCUAUAAACAAGUUUCUGCAAGUAGAAAAUCAAUUUGCAAGUAUUAAAACUAUUUUUUGCAAAUAAAACAAUUAUUCGCAAGUAUAAAAACAAUAUUCUCAAUUAAAAAAACGAUUUGCAAGUAUAUAAACAAGUUUCUGCAAGUAAAAAAUCAAUGUACAGGUAUAAAAACUAUUUUCUUCAAUUAGAAGAAAAAUAUUCGUAAGUAUAAAAACUAAUUUCUGUAGAUAAAAAAAUCAAUUUGCAGGUAUAAAGACACAUUUCUUCAAUUAAAAAAAUUAUUCGCAGGUAUAAAAACUAUUUUCUGCUAGUAAAGAAACUAUUUUGCAGGUACAACAACAUCCAUCCAUCCAUCCGUCCAUCCAUGGAUGGAUGGUAAAACAACAAUUCACAAGUAUAAAAACAAUUUGUUUUAAUAAAAAAACGAUUUGCAAGUCUAUAAACAAGUUUCUGCAAGUGAAAAAUCAAUGUGCAAGUAUAAAAACUAUUGUCUUCAAUAAAAAAAAAUAUUCACGAGUAUAUAAAAUAUUUUCUGGAAGAUAAAAAUCAAUUCGCAGGUAUAAAGACACAUUUCUUCAAUUAAAAAACUAUUUUUUUGCAAGUAAAGAAAUCAGUUCGCAAACAUAACAACAAUUUUAGUCAAUUAAAAAAACUAUUUGCAAGUAUAGAAUCAAUUUCUUGCAAGUAAAAAAUCAAUUCGCUGGAAGAAAAACGUUUUGUUCAAUUAAAAAACGAUUCGCAAGUAAAAAAAAAAAACUAAACCAUUUUCUGCAAUAAAAAAAUGAUUUGCAAAUAUAUAAAUAAUUUUCUGCAUGUAUAAAAAAUAAAUUCACAAGUAUAAACACCAUUUUCUUCAGUUAAAAAAAUGAUUUAGAAGUGUAAAAACAAUUUUUUGCAAGUAAAAAAUCUAUUCGCAGGUAUAAAGAAAAUGUUCCCAAUUAAAAAAACAAUUUGCAAGUAUAGAAUCAAUUUUUUGAAAGUAAAAAAUAAAUUCACCUGAAUAAAAACAGUUUUCUUCAAUUAAAAAACAAUUUGCAAGUAAAAAAAUAAAUAAAUUCUGCACUAAAAAAAUUAUUUGCAAGUAUAAAAAAAAAUUCUGCAUGUAAAAAAAUCAAUUUCCUUUAAUUAAAAAAAGAUUUGCAAGCAUGAAAACAAUUUUAUUAAAUAAAAAUAACAAUAAACAAGUAUAAAAAUAAUUUUCUACAAUAAAAUAAAAAAAUUGUAAGUAUAUAAUCAAUUUUCUGCAAGUAAAACCAUCAAUUCACAGGUAUGCAAACAAUUUUCUUUAAUUACAAAAAACAUUCGCAAGCAUAAAAACAAUGUUCUUUAAUUUAAAAAAAAUAUUUGCAAGUACAUAAACAAUUUUCUUCAAUUAAAAAAAAAUAUUUGUAAGUAUAUAAUCCCUUUUCUGCAAGUAAAACAAUUCACAAGCAUAAAAACAAUUUUCUUCAAAUAAAACAACGAUUGACAAGUGUAAAAACAACAAAUUCCAUUUAAGUUCAAACGUAAUAUUCUACACAUUUGCACUGUAGUUCACUAUUUACACCAACAGGUGGUGCUGCUGAGUCAAUUUAAGGCCGUAAGAGGUACUGUUUUUGCGCAUGGUGCCGUCUGCCAAAAAUAACAAAGAAGAAGACGCAGGGCGGGGAGUAAAAUGGCGGACAGAAGGGAGGAGAAACAAGCUCAACCUGUAAGUUACUUGCGAAUGGGUUUUUGACUUGCGAAAAAAUAGUAUCGUUAGACGUGAGUAAAACCAUAUUUGUGUGUUUGUGGAGUUUUGCCAGUAAUUUCACUCUAUAUCUCUGUUACUGAUGAUGUUUUAUUUGAACAGUUUAACAAUAUAACCUCGAUAUAAGUGUGUCUUUUUUUUUAAAGAGCUUAUUGUUGUUUUUAAAAUCACUGACACAUUUUUGUACUUAUUGAUUGUGCACUUUGAGGUCGUCAAUAAACAGUA